Molecule: messenger RNA, 579 nt
Organism: Gregarina niphandrodes
Lineage: Eukaryota; Apicomplexa; Conoidasida; Eugregarinorida; Gregarinidae
Exons: 1
Coding region: 1-579 (192 amino acids)
Source: RefSeq, a predicted model, not a curated record
AUGAGGACGUGUGUGGGUGGCUCUGAAAGUGUGUGUGGCUGGUUAUUGGCAGUGCAGAAGGUGUUGUGUGACUAUGAUUUUGGCAAGUUUCCAGAUACUGAGAAGGUAGCAUUGUUACGAGUGAAGACGUUGAGAAAUAUGUGGAAAAGCAAUCGGUUCCUUACGACUGCUGGUGUUGUUCCGAACAUAAGCUUUCUGUGCGAGGUCAUGACUGUUGGUCAGCUUCGGGAAGCGGGCGCAAGUUGCAGUGCUUCAAUGCCGGAAAUAAGGGGUGGCCGAGUGGGGCGAGCGCCGAAGGAACCGGUGUCCGACAUCGUCUAUGAUCGCCAACACAUGCGGCACGUAGACGCAAGCGAACUGCCAAAUACCUCCUACCGACGCGCUCGCUGGUACGCGUGUGACGGCUGCGUACGUGUCUUCAACCUCCUCCCUUUGCACCAUUAUGACCCUCGCUAUGACCGAGUUCUCAAAGGCCACUUCACUGAAACCUUCCGACCUAACGACCUACUCGUCGCUCUCAGACUGGAAAACACAUUUUUGCCCGGACUUGGGUCUGAAGGACUUAUUGGAUCCACUUAG